AACCUUCGGUGGUCCCGCUCUGUGAUGUUAUUCCAAAUCUAAGUCGAGUGUUGUCCGGUCUUACAUAAGUCUGGUCUCCCAGCUUCCCGUUUGUCUCUCUUCCACUCAAUUGUCACAAUGCCUCCAAUACCCUACCGCACCUAUGUUAGAGAUCAUCCGGGCUCUUCCAAGGAAGAAAUUGAGAAUGAGCCUGACUGGAGUACUGCCAGGCACCAUAUCGGCUACCGAGAUCGUCAUGAUCGCGUUCCUGGACUUGUGCACAGCGGUGAUGAUUCAGACAGCGAGGACAGCCAGGAAUCUUUCCUCAAGGAAGCUCAGGAGGAAUCCAAUGAGCUCAAGCACGAGCUGCAGACGCAUCAGUUGAUCAACUUUCGCGAAGCCAAAGAAAAGCAAGAAGAUUACUACCUAGAAAAACCUCAAGCACAUCCCAAUGGCUGGCGCUACCGCCUCAACGAAUCCGAGGACUUCAUUAAGAACCAACAACCAUGGCCUGCUAACCUGAAGCGUCAGAAGCAAAAGGAAGAGAAGGAGAAGGGGGAAAAAGAGAAAACAGAGCAAGAAGAGAAGCAAGAGCAAGAACACGAAUGGAAAGACGGUGAUCUCAACCGCCGGAGACACAAUGACGCAUAUGCUUCAAGUGGCGGGCAAGACCAGCCUGAUGAUUCCGACCAGAAAGAAAACAAGUCAGACGAGAAGAACAAGAGAGAUUCACAACAGGUGUCUCGGAGAGAUGGACAAGCAGAUAUCAAAGGAGACAAAAAGCCAAAAUCAGAGUACGAGAAACUCCGAGAAAAGUAUAGCGUUCAGGAGAUUGCUUUGUUGAGAAGUCUGCAACAGGAGAAGAAGAACGUCGAGAGUAUCAAGCAAAGCGAUGGCAAAAUGAAGUCACCUUGGGCAGAUCUCAAACCUACGGACGUUAUUGACGACGCCGACCGUGCGAGUCCGGACAAUUGGAUUCCUCGAAACUCGAACAUGAUACGUCUGACUGGCAAGCAUCCUUUGAACUGCGAGUAUCCUCUCGCAAGUUUGUUUGAGACCGGCUUGAUUACUCCAAAUCGUCUUCACUAUGUGAGGAACCAUGGUCCGGUACCGCACCUACUUUGGGAGACUCAUAAGCUGGACAUUGAGAACGGAAAAUGCACAUUCACCAUGGACGACAUUGCCUCGAAGUUUGGAAGCAUCAAUAUCGCAGUCGCUCUGGCUUGCGACGGCAACAGACGUAAAGAGCUCAACAUGGUCAAACGCUCCAAAGGCUUCAACUGGGGCGCCGGUGCUAUCAGCAAUGCAUUCUGGAAAGGUGCUCUUCUAGCCGAUGUCCUGCGAGCCGCUGGAGUCGACUACCCCACCAAUGGCUCUGGACAAAGGAGAUGGGUCAAUUUUGCAGGGGCUGAUCAGCCUUCUGAGGGCACUUAUGAGACUUGCAUCCCUUACGAAUAUGCUAUGGAUCCUGUUAAUGAUGUUCUGCUUGCUUAUGAGAUGAAUGAUGUCAAGUUGCCUCCUGAUCAUGGGUAUCCUCUGCGAGUCAUCAUUCCUGGAUAUGUCGGUGGCAGACAAGUCAAAUGGUUGAGCAAGAUUUGGAUCAGCGAGAAGGAGAAUGACAGUCAUUAUCACAUCUGGGACAACCGAGUUUUGCCCUCCUUCGUUACAGAGAAAGAUGGAGAGUUUGCCGAGACGCUCUUCCGUCACCCAGAUACAGCAUGCAAUGAGCAGAACCUCAACUCGGUCAUCGCCAAGCCGGCUCAUGGCGAGCGCAUCGAGCUCUCCGACGUCAAGAAAGGCCACACAUAUCGUAUUGCAGGGUAUGCUUACGAUGGCGGUGGUCACGAAGUACAGAGAGUGGAAGUCAGCCUUGACAACGGCGAGACGUGGCUGUACUGUAUCAGACAGUUUCCGGAAGCGCCUGUCAGGCAUGGACACAAGUACUGGACGUGGAUACACUGGUAUAUCGAUGUUGAGCUUGGUCAUCUGCUCCGAGCCCCGAGCAUUACCGUGCGAUGCUUUAAUGUCUUCAAGAAUACUCAGCCCGAGGUCGGUUCGUGGAACGUCAUGGGCAUGAUGAACAACGGUUGGUACAAGGUAAAGCCCGAGAUUGCUCAAGGCGACAACAACGCCUUGGAAGUGCUCUUCCGCCAUCCUGUAGAGCCGGGAACCAAUACUGGAGGUUGGGUGCAGCCAAGUGCCGACGAGAAAAUCGCCAGCGCAAAGCAAAGUUCAAGCACACCUCAGAAACAAUUCACCAGAGAGGAAAUCGAAAAGCACGACAAGGAAGAUGACUGCUGGAUCGUGGUUGACGGUAACGUAUAUGACGCCACUUCAGUGCUGGACUGGCAUCCGGGUGGUAAAGCUACCAUCACGAACCAUGCUGGUAAACUCAGUCAAGAGACGUCGGAGAGUUUUGAGUCCAUUCAUGAUGGUUAUGCAUACAAGAAGCUCGCAGAGUGCAUUCUCGGAACCGUGACCGACAAGGCCAAAGCACACAUGAAAAAGGAAGCAGAAGAUGCCGCGAAAGCCAAGGCGGAAGCUUCCAACAAAAAGACCGACUUUGUCCUUUCGAUGCAGCAAUGGUACCCCGUAACUCUACUCAAAAAGAAGAAUCUAUCCGAGGACACCCGCUGCUACACCUUCAGUCUAGGCGACAAGACCAAAAAGCUCGGCCUCGGGACCUGUCAACAUCUCCAAAUCGGCUUCCACAUGGCGGACAAAAUGCUCGUGCGCUCCUACACACCCACCCAACCCAUCAUCGGCGCAGACACCGAAGACGGCACCUUCGACCUCGUCAUCAAGACCUACUUCCCCACCGACCAACAACCCGGCGGCGCCCUCUCCAACAUCCUAGACUGCAUGGAAGAAGGCGAAGAAGUCGAGAUCCGCGGUCCCACCGGCGACAUCAAAUAUAUCGGCGACGGCAAAUUCCAAAUCUUCGACCAAGAAGAGCGAUUUGAGAAUAUCACUUUGAUCCUCGGUGGUUCGGGUAUCACUCCUGGAUAUCAACUCAUUGCAAGAGUCCUGGCUACUGCGAGUGACAAGACAAAGAUCAAAGUCAUCGAUGCGAACAAAGAUGAGAAAUCAAUCUUGUUGCGCGAGGAUCUUGAUAAAUUUGCCCAAGAGCAUGAGGAUAAGUUUGAGAUUUGCCAUAUACUCAGUCAUCCUUCAGACGACUGGAAGGGUGAGAAAGGGCAUGUUGAUGAAGACAAGAUCAAGCAGUUUGGAUAUGCGCCUGAGAAGGAGAGUGGGAAGAAGAAUGCGGUAUUUUUGUGUGGACCUCCUGCUAUGAUCCAGAAGGCAGCGAUGCCUGCCUUGAGAAAUUGGGGUUACGAGGAGGGUAAAGAUAUGUUUGGGUUCUAGUUUGUUCUACUCAUGCAUCGUAUUGUUCCGACAAAUUAUCCUGGAUAUACGUUCAGGUCAAACUCACAU
Molecule: messenger RNA, 3414 nt
Organism: Aureobasidium pullulans EXF-150
Lineage: Eukaryota; Fungi; Ascomycota; Dothideomycetes; Dothideales; Saccotheciaceae
Exons: 8
Coding region: 118-3345 (1075 amino acids)
Molecular function (GO): oxidoreductase activity; molybdenum ion binding
Source: RefSeq, a predicted model, not a curated record